Molecule: messenger RNA, 5754 nt
Organism: Tetrahymena thermophila SB210
Lineage: Eukaryota; Ciliophora; Oligohymenophorea; Hymenostomatida; Tetrahymenidae
Product: tetratricopeptide repeat protein
Exons: 1
Biological process (GO): protein phosphorylation
Cellular component (GO): kinesin complex
Molecular function (GO): protein kinase activity; ATP binding; protein binding
Source: RefSeq, a predicted model, not a curated record
AUGAUUAAUGAUUAUUUGAAUUAAGAUAUUACUAUUAAAAAAAAUCUUAAAAUCAAGUAUUAAUGUUUUGAUACAAAAUAAGAAAAUAAUGAUUAAGCUUCAUAAAAAGUAGCUCAAAAUACACAAAUUUAAGAUUUAGGUGAAGAAAAAAGGCUUUCAAAUACUUUGAAUUCUACUUUUAUAAAUAAUGGUUUAGAUUCAUUUGAUCAAGAAGGAUAAGCACAACUUGCAAUACCUACUGAUAUUGCUAAUUAUUAAUAAAUGAAUUAAUAAGACUCUGUUUAAGUUAUUAAACAAGGAGAUCUAAGCUAUGAGCUUAGAAUUUGGGAGAGAGAUGUUAUUAAGAAGGAUUUAGCUAGUACUUUAGAUUUAAAAUAUAAAAAUUAAGUAGAUUUAAUUUUGGAUAAGUUAUUAUAAAAAUAAUAUUACUUGGGGAAGUUUAUAGCAAAAGGUGGCUAAGGUGUAAUAUACGAGGGAAGUAAAUUAGAAAUAAAUAGAAGAUAUAGAGAUUUAGUUUUUAAGAUUUACUUUGAAGCUAAUAAAAAUGAAAUAGAUGAGGAAAUAAGCAUUAUGAAAUUAUUUUAAAAAAAUAUAAAUGUUGUAGAAUUAGUUGAUUAUAUUGAAAUUUAAUAAGAUAUUUAAGUUUUAAUUUUAGAAAAAUGUUAGUUCAGUCUAAAAAAUGAGCUUGAGCAGCUUGAAAAAAUGAUGAUAGAGUUUAAUAAAAAAAAAUUAUAUCAAAUGAUUUUUGAUUUAUUUGACGGGUUAAUCUAAUUUAGAAUGUAUAAUAUUUUGCAUUUAGAUAUCAAACCUGAUAAUAUACUUUUAUCUUCUUCUGGAAAUUAUUUAUUCACUGACUUUGGAAUUUCUUCUAUUAAAAAAAGUGAUGAUGCUCAAAUCAAGAUUAAAGGAUUUACUAAAAGGUUUGCUCCUAAGGAAUAACUUGAUCUUGACUCUAGAAUUAAUUUCAAAGCAGAUGUUUAUUCUCUCGGAUUAACUUUAAAAUAAAUCAUUUAAGUUUAUAAAACAGUCAACCCUGAAGAUAAGUUUGUUGAAUCUUUUUAAGAGAUUGUCGAUAAUAAAAUGAUUUAAAAUUUACAAUCUGAUAGGCAAAAUUGCUUAUAACUGCAUUAGUAAUUUUUUAAAUUAUUUCUUGAAUCAGAUUUUGUUGAAUUUGCUCAGUUAUAUCACAAAAAAAUACAACAAAUUUUUGAACUAAUUCCAUUUGAUAGUAAAAAAGAUAUUCCAUAUUUCUAGGAGUCACUAUUAUAUUAUAAUUAAUUAAAUUUAGAAUUAAUAAAUUACUUGAAUUAAAAGAAAUGCUACAUUAAUUCUCAAAUUUACCUUCAAGAAAAGGCUUAAGCUCUCAAUAACGUUGGCUUAUGCUACCAAGAUGUCGCAUAAUUCUAAAAAGCGAUGAUUUAUUUAAAGGAUUCUUUAAAGAUAAAAAAAUAAUUGACUUAAGCAAACCAUGAUAAAAUUUCAAUUGCAAGUACUCUCAGUAAUAUUGGUCUUUGCUAUAAAGAUUUAGGAUAAUAUACAAAAGCCUUAAAAUAUAUUGAAAAAUACUAUGAAGUAUCUAAAGAAUUUUUAAAAGGGGAUAAUAUUAUUUUAGCUAAAUCACUGAAUAAUUUAGGCUUGUGCUAUUUAGCAACAGGUAAUAGCUAAAAAGCUUUAAGUAAAUUAUUAGAGUCUUUAAAUAUUUUUCAGAAUAUUUUUAAAGGGACUAACUCUUAAGUAGCAAGCUCUUUAAAUAAUAUUGGAACGUGUUAUAAAGAGUUAGGAGAUUUUUAAAAUGCUUAAAUUUAUCUAGAGAAAUCAUUAAAAAUGUUUAGACAGAUCUUUUAAGAUACCAACCCUGAUGUUGCAACAUCCCUUAACAAUAUUGGCUUACUAUAUAAAGAUAUAGGUAAUUACUAAAUGGCUAUAAAAUACCUUUAAGAGUCUUAUGAAUUAAAAAAAAUGAUCUUUUCACCUAACCAUCCAGAAAUAUCAGUUUGUUUAAACAAUUUAGGAACUUGCUAUUAAAAUAUUUUUGAAAAAUAGAAAUCUUAUAAAUGUUUUAAAGAGUCAUAUAGAAUCAUUACUAGCAAUUUUGACGGAAAUCAUCCUUUGAUUGCUACAUCUCUUAACAAUUUAGGAAUGUAUUUUAAGAAUAUGGGUAAUUAUUAGCUUUCUUUAAAGUAUCUUUUAGAUUCUUUACAAAUGAGAAAGUAAAUUUAUUAAGAAAAUAAUUAAGAUAUUGCAAGUUCUUUAAAUAAUGUUGGCCUUUGCUACCUAAAUAUUGGCAAUAAUAAAUAGGCAUUAAAAUAUUAAUUUGAAUCACUCGUUAUGAGAAGAAAGCUGUUUCAUCAAAACCACCCUGAUACUGCCAGUUCUCUCUAUAAUAUUGGUUAUUGUUUCUAAAUUAUUGGUGAAAAUUAGAAAUCUCUGAAAUAUUUCUAAAAGUCUCUAAUUAUGAGAAAGCUUCUCUUUGGAAAAAACCAUCCAGCAGUCGCUAGCUCACUAAAUAGCUUGGGUUUAUUUUAUUUAAGAUAAGGUGAUCUUUAAAACUCAUUCAAAUAUUUAUAAAAAUCUUUGAAAAUUUACAGAAAAAUUUAUAAUGAAAAUCAUCCAGAUUUGUCAAAUGUUCUAAAUAAUAUUGGAAUUUACUUUAAAAUCAAAGGUGAUUACUAAAGUGCAUUAAAAUAUUUGAAUGAAUCAAUUAAUAUGUUAAAAUAAAUUUUCAACAAUAGCCAUCCUAACAUAUCAAAUGUAUAUAAUAAUAUUGGAAUAUGCUAUUUCGAACUUGGAGACUAUUAAAUUGCCUAAGAAAUGUUUCAAUUAUCUUAUAAAAUAAAACAAUUAAAUUUACAAGAUAGUGAUCUAGAUCCUACUGUAGCCAAUUACUUUAAUAACAUAGGUGUUUGCUAAUUAAAUCUUGGAAAUUUCGAAUUGGCAAUAGAUCAAUUAUAAAAGUCUCUUAAAAUUUAGAAGAUUUUAUCUUUAAAAAAUGAUAUCAAUAUUUCAAAUACACUUAACAAUAUUGGACUCUCAUUUUAAAAUAUUGGGAAUUAUGAAAAAGCCUUAGUUUACUUCUUAGAAUCUCUUGAAAUGAAAAAAUAAAUUUACAAAAAGCCUCACAUUGAAAUAGUUAACAAUUUAAACAAUAUUGGUUUAUGUUACAAAGAUCUUCACAAUAAGAAAAUGGCUUUAAAAUAUUUUUUGAAAAGUAAAGAAAUUUGUAAAAAAUAUUUCUAAAAUGAAAAAAAUCUUUAUAGUGCUAUAUGUCUAAAUAAUUUAGGUUUAUAUUAUAAAGAUUAAGGAGAUAAAAGUGCAAUUAAAUACUUUGAAGAAGCCUUAGAAUAGUUCAUUUCUAUAUUCAAGGGAAAAAAUCACCCAAUGAUUGCUAAUUGUAUGAAUAAUAUUGGGAUGGUUUAUCAUGAUUUAGAUGACAACCAAAAAGCAUAGGACUAUUUGCAAUAAUCUAUAAAAAUUUACAAACUAAGUUUAGUUGGAAAUUAAAUAGAUAUUUCUAUUUCACUAAGAAAUUAUGGACUGCACUUUUAAAAAAAUGAAAAUAAAAUAAAAGCUUUAAGGUAUUUACUUGAAUCGUAUGAAAUACUAAGAAAUAUUUUUAAAGAUAAAAAUCACCCAUUGAUAGCAAGUUAACUUAAUGAUUUGGGAAUGUGUUAUUUAGAUUUAGAAGAUUAUUAAAAAGCAGAGAAAUAUUUGCUUGAAUCAAUUAAUAUUAGUAAAAAAUUAUUUAAAUAAAAUAAUCCAUCAUUGAUUAAAUAUCUUUAAAAUAUUGGUGUAUAUUAUAACAUUAUGGGUAAUUAUUAGUUAGCACUUACCUAUCUCCAAGAAUCAAAUGAAAUGGCAAAAGAGUUUUAUAACGAAAUACACCCUAUUCUAGCUGAUUCAUAUAAUCAAUUGGGCAUAUGCUUUAGAGAUCUUGGUGACAUCCAAUCAGCCUUAGAGAAAUUUUAGGAAUCUCUAUAAAUUAGAUAAAAAAUAUAUCAUAAGGAUAAUUCUUUGAUUGCAGACUCUCUAAAUUUUAUUGGAUAAUGCUAUUGUGAUCUUAAUGAUGAGUAAAAUUCUAUAAUAUUUUUACAAAAAUCUCUUGAGAUAAGGAAAAUAAUUUAUAAAGAUAAUCACCCUGAUAUUGCUAGCUCUCUUAAUAAUUUAGGCCUUUGCUAUGCUGAUAUGGGUAAAGAUGAAAAGGCUUUAAAAUACCUCUAAGAAUCACUGAAAAUGAGAAGGAAAAUAUUUAAAGGCAAUCAUGAAAAAAUUGCUAAUUCACUUAAUUAUAUUGGUCUAAGCUAUUAGAAUAUGGAUGAGCAUGAAAAAGCACUUUAAUAUUUUGAAGAAUCGCUUUAGAUGAAAAGGAAAAUCCCAAAUAAAAAUCCAGUGUAAAUAUCAGAAAUACUAGAUAAUAUAGGAACUUGCUUUUUAAGUUUAGAAGACUAUGAAAAUGCAAUAAUGAACUUUUAAGAAUCUAUUGAGUUAAGAAAAAAGUUAAACAAAGAUUAUAAUAAAGAAAUUGGUAGUUGCUUUAAUAAUAUUGGUAUUUGUUAUUAAAAUUAAGGUGAAUACUAAAUAGCCAUCAAAAAUUUUGAAGAUUCACUAUAAUAUUUUAAUAAGACAACAAAUGAUAUUUAAUCUGAAUAUAUUUCAGAUUGUCUAAAUAAUAUAGGUUUGUGCUAUUAAGAUCUUGGUAAUUUUCAAAAGGCUCUAGAUUUUCAUUUAAAAUCACUUUAAAUGUCAAAAUAAAUUAACAAUGAAAGCUAGGAAGAUAUAAUUGUCUACCUAAGUAAUAUUGGAUUAUGCUAUGUGGAACUUGCUGAUUAUGAAAAUGCUCUAAAUUAUCUAGAACAGGCUCUUCUAUUGUAAAAAUAAAACUUGGAAGAAGAUGAUCCAGAAAUAGCAGAAACUCUAAAAAAUAUAGGUUAUUGCUUUGAAAAUAAAAGAGAAUAUGAACAAGCACUAAAUUAUUAUUAGCAGACUUUAGCAUUGCAAAAAAAAAUAUUUGGAGAAAAUCACUUGGAUGUUGCUUCUACAUUAAAUAAUAUUGGAAUUAUAUACAAAGAGAUGAAUAAUAAUAAAUAAGCUUUAGACUAUUUUUAAAAAUCACUAAAAGUAAGAAGAUAGCUAUUAAAAAAAAAUCAUAAAGAUAUUGCAGCUUCAUUAAACAAUAUUGGAAUGUCCUAUAAAGAUGAUGGUGAUUAUUAGUAGGCAUUAAAGUUUCUUUUAGAUUCAUUGGAAAUGAGGUAAAAAGUUUUUUAAGGAAAUAACAGUGAGAUUGCUACUUCUCUUAAUAACAUCGGAAUGUGUUACAAAGACAUUAGAGAUUAAAGUAAUUCAUAAAAAUACUUGUAAGAAUCUUUAGAAAUGAGGAAAAAGCUUUAUUCAGGAAAUCACUCUGAUAUAGCAAUUUCUCUUAAUAAUUUAGGACAAUGUUUUUUAGAAUUUGGAGAAAGUAGAAUUGCUUUAAGAUAUUUCUAAGAUUCCCUUGAAAUGAAAAAAUAAAUCUUCAAAAAUAAUCACCCAUCAGUUGCAAAAUCUCUUAAUUGUUUAGGACUGUGCUAUUAAAGUCUUAAUGAUUAUGAAUAAGCCCUGAAGUUUUUGCUAGAUUCUUUGAGAAUGAAGGAAUAAAUUUAUAAAAAUGACCAUCCAGAAAUUUAAGAAUCUCUGAAAAAUAUAAUAGCAUUAUAUAAUUGCCUAGGAGAUAGUGUAAAUUCUUAAAAGUAUUAAAAGCUACUUGAAACAAAAAAAUGA